GUAAGGUUUUUGUUAAAUUAAUAAUUGAUAGCGUCGCUAGAGAGAUAGAGAGAAGGGAUAGAAAGAGCAGUGAUCGUUUUUGUAUAAAAGGAUCAUGAAGACCAAAUGUUAACCACUUGUCUUCAUUGCAUCAGCAGCUUCGUUUUCUUACGUAUCUAAAUUCCACUUAAAAUAAAACUAGAAGGUGAGCAUCUACAAUCCUUCCUUAAUAACAGGAUGCUUUAACUAGCUCUGAAUUGGACUUUGAAUCCUCAAAACCCCUAUGCAUUCUAGGGUUCGUCAUUUAAAGCUUCUUAGAUCCUUAGUCUAGUAAAUCGUCUCACAUUUAGAUGGCACAAGCUAAAAUCGAUGCAUUACUCAAACAAUGGAAAGAAAAAAGUGGUAAUUUAGAUUUAACAGCUGACCAAGAAACAAAAUUGAAACAAUGGUUUGUUGAGUGCUCUGAUAAAUUGAAACAACGUAAAGAAGGUGGUAGAAAAGUAAUAGGCGAAUUGAAAACAGCUGUUGAUGGUGGUGAUGAUACAGCGACUGAAGGAAAUUUACAAAAAUUACGUGAAGGUUUAAGACAACAUGAUCAAGGUAGAGAAAAAGCAUUAGAUGAAUUUGAUAAAAUUCUUAAUCCAAUUCAACGUGCACGAAUAGUAUUAUUUUCCGUUGAAGAAGCAAAAACAAAAGGACAAAUGGUUAGUUAUUUGUUAGACUCACUUUUAUCCGAAACGGCCCAAUAA
Didymodactylos carnosus is the source of this 728-nucleotide messenger RNA. NCBI's taxonomy places the organism in Eukaryota, Metazoa, Rotifera, Eurotatoria, Philodinida, Philodinidae. The record is from the annotation of a GenBank genome assembly.